Messenger RNA from Aspergillus nidulans FGSC A4, 749 nucleotides. Its product is annotated as peroxiredoxin family protein. The transcript has 5 exons. Gene Ontology annotation, biological process: cellular oxidant detoxification; cell redox homeostasis; cellular response to oxidative stress. The record is from RefSeq and is a predicted model, not a curated record. Lineage: Eukaryota; Fungi; Ascomycota; Eurotiomycetes; Eurotiales; Aspergillaceae. Bases 73 to 627 code for a protein of 184 amino acids. Gene Ontology annotation, molecular function: thioredoxin peroxidase activity; oxidoreductase activity.
CUCGAAUUCCCUAUCAUUAUCUUAUUAGCAUAACAACAACGCUAAUUCAUUUUGAUCAAUUCCAAAACUACCAUGUUCGCCUCCCGCCGCCUUACCGCAGCCGCAAGCGUUCCUCGCGCCUUUAGCCAGAGGGCUCUAUUUCACAGAACCGCACCUGCCUUCGUCCAGAAAGGCGAUCCUAUCCCAGAUCUCGACGUCCUGGUUGAGAACUCUCCCGGAAACAAGGUCAACCUCGCCAAGGAGCUCAAGGGCAAGGGUGUCAUCAUUGGUGUUCCCGCCGCUUUCAGCCCUGCAUGCUCAAGCACCCAUGUUCCUGGGUAUAUCAGCCAUCCCAAGCUGAAGGAAGCUGGGCAGGUUUUCGUCGUCGCCGUCAAUGACCCAUUUGUAACCAAAGCCUGGGGCACAACCCUUGACCCAACAGGCAAGAGCGGCAUCCGCUUCUUGGGUGAUCCCACCGGGAAGUUCUCCGAGGCAUUGGAUGUUACAUUCGACAGCACGACGAUCUUCGGCAACCAGCGUAGCAAGCGCUAUGCGCUCCUCGUCGAGGAUGGCAAGAUCAAGGAGGCCUUUGUUGAGCCGGACAACACGGGUGUUAAGGUUUCCACUGCCGAGAAUGUGCUUGGAUAGAUAGGGUAAACUACACCAGCAAAUUGAUGCACAAUAAAUAUUAGGUGCUCUAGCUGUCAGCAUGACAUAUUGUCAAAUGAUCAUAAGAUAGAUAUACAUGAAUUGAUUCGCCCUCCAACGCC